This is a messenger RNA of Aspergillus tanneri, 1809 nucleotides long. RefSeq names its product alkaline phosphatase family protein. The coding region runs from base 1 to 1809 and encodes 602 amino acids. The transcript has 3 exons. The record is from RefSeq and is a predicted model, not a curated record. Lineage: Eukaryota; Fungi; Ascomycota; Eurotiomycetes; Eurotiales; Aspergillaceae.
AUGCUCCAGCUCGUCACCGCGGCCAGUUCGGCCAUCGUGCGAAUCGGCACCUUCAUCUUUCUGCGCUGGAUCCCCGGCCAUCCGUUUCCUCCGCUCAUCUUCACAGCGCUGGCGGUCUAUAUCACCUCGUUACUCUCGAAACAACCCCCGCGACGCUCUCGAUCAGCUCUUUACACCCUCUUCACCGGCAUACCAUCGUCUCCCGCUGCCACUCGAUUGACCGUCUUGAUCAACCUGGUCCUCGGCCUCUUCACCCUCGACUUCCUCCUGCAUGGCCUGAUCCUCUAUCCCUCCACCGACCUCGCCUUCUCGCGCAUCGGUUAUGUCGAACCCACCUCCGCUCAUCUGCUCAUCCGCGAACCGGAUGCUACCCAGCUGCCUCUGGUCAUUUCCUACCGUGAGGAGCAGAAGGGGGACUGGCGGCAAGCCAGCGUCAUCGGCGCCCUGAACGAGUCUACCGACUUCACGGCCGCCGUCACUCUGCACGACCUGAUGCCCGCCACGGCAUAUCGCUAUGCGCUGUCUAACAAUCGCUCCGGCUCCUUCGUCACCGCGCCGCCGUCGGGCUCCUCCAGUCUGGCCUUUGUCACUUCCAGCUGCAUGAAGGCCAACUUCCCCUACUCGCCCCGGUCCCAUCCGCUGCGCAUUCCCGGCUUGGAGACCAUGACCACCACCCUGGCCCAGCUGCCCGCGGCCGCCCGGCCUGCCUUCAUGCUGUUCCUGGGCGACUUCAUCUACAUCGACGUGCCGCAGCGCUUCGGCUCCUCCGUCUCGCACUACCGCAGCGAGUACCGUCGCGUCUACGCGUCGCCCUCGUGGGCCACCCUCGGCGCGGAUAACCAGCCGGCUCUCGACCUGCCCUGGAUCCAUACCCUGGACGACCACGAGAUCGCCAACGACUGGUCCCGGGGCAACCUCACCGCACCGUAUCCCGCCGCCGCCGACCCCUACCGUCACUACCACGUCAGUGUCAACCCGCCGCGGGCUCAGGAUGCCUUCGCCGCCUCGGAGAACGUCACCUACUUCUCCUUCGUACGCGGUCCCGCCUCGUUCUUCCUGUUGGACACGCGCACCUACCGCUCGACGCCCGGCAAGUCCAACUCCUCCAUCCUCGGCGCCGCCCAGCGCCAGUCGCUGCUGGCCUACCUGGCGCGUCCCGAGCCCCACGGCGUGCACUGGAAGUUCGUCGCCUCCAGCGUGCCCUUCACGAAGAACUGGCACGUUGGCACCUCCGACACCUGGGGCGGCUUCCUGAACGAACGCCAGAUCAUCUUCGACGCCAUGUGGCGCGCCGAGCGGGACCUGGGCGUGCGCGUCGUCCUGCUCAGCGGUGAUCGGCAUGAAUUCGGCGCCACCCGAUUUCCGGAUCCAGCAUCUCGUGGGGUUGACAGUCUAGACCAGAAGGCAGAAGACGUAGGAAGAGAAGGAAAUGGCCUCCACGAAUUCAGCGUCGGCCCCCUGAGCAUGUUCUACCUUCCCAUCCGCACCUACCGCCAGACCGACGAGGAGGAUGUCGCCAUCAAAUACCUCGCAGACGGCAAUGUCAAGUACGGAGUCAUCGACAUUGACCGCCACGACGACGCUUCCGUCCUCACCUACUCGCUGUACAUCAAUGAUGCCCUCGUCUGGCAAUACUGUCUGACGGUGCCGUUGUCCGGGUCGACGCUCCCACCGGGACAGGUCCUCUUGGAUUCUUCCUCCUCGACGUGGAGUUCUCUUCAAACGAUGUUGGGAAGGAUGGAGGAGAUGGCGGGACGGUUGCGUCGGCGGUUCAUGCGGACUUAUUCUGCUUGGAAUUCAAGACCUUGA